Hordeum vulgare subsp. vulgare (domesticated barley) is the source of this 1291-nucleotide messenger RNA. RefSeq lists its product as uncharacterized. Gene Ontology annotation, biological process: chromosome segregation. Gene Ontology annotation, cellular component: outer kinetochore. The transcript has 9 exons. Bases 81 to 1016 code for a protein of 311 amino acids. NCBI's taxonomy places the organism in Eukaryota, Viridiplantae, Streptophyta, Magnoliopsida, Poales, Poaceae. The record is from RefSeq and is a predicted model, not a curated record.
ACCCGACGCAGAAAGAGAGGAACCAUUCCCCAACUCCCCCCCUCCUCCCGCCCCAGCUCCGGCGACCCGCCGCCGCCGCGAUGCAGCGCAGGAUGGACGCAUUGAUCUCGGCGAUGUGCGGCUCCCUCUCCGAGGUGCUCACCCACGCCGACUCCCACUCCCGCGCGCUCUCCGACGCCCUCUCCCGCCGCGCCAUCCCCCUCGAGUCGGCGACGAACGCGUUCCUGCAGGGGCUGGACCGGCGGGUGGAGGCCGCGGGCGCCGACCUGGAGCACCUCGAGUCCCUGGCCUUCGGCACCGUCUCCGUCGAGGAGCUCCUCGGCCACUGCUGCGAGGCGCUCAACAUCGUCUCCCGCCACGCCGACGCCAUCGAGUUCCGCCUCGUCUCCUACGGCUACGUCGCCCCCGAGGUGGAGGACGAGGUGGAAGAGGAGGAGGGCAGGGACACUGGGGAGCUUGAGGUCCCCGGGAAUGGGGGCUUCGGAGGGUCAAGUUCAGUGCUGAGGUCUGCUCGGAAGCGCUUCGACGACGACGACGACGACGCGCUAUUUGAGGAUUCGAUGUCACUAAAGAAUUUUGGGAUUUCUGAUGCUUGUCUAGCUACUCUGUCCUCUCAAGAUAUUGAUUUUUCUGCAAGCCCAAAGAUGCCUGACAGAAAACCAGGAAGUGUUGAUCACCAAGAGAUUUUGGAGAAAGCUGAAGAACCAACACCUCCCCAAAAUGAAACAGAUGAGCAAGAUGGAAUGAUAAGAGCGUCAAAGGAGGAGUACGAUAAACUUCCUCCUUACAUGAAGUCCCUCGCAUCAUGGGAGGAAUUGCAUGACGCCGUUUCAAAACUAAAUGCAUACUUUGCCGGUGAUAAGGCUCAGGGAAGGUUGAAUCAGGAUGAUGUUGGGUCAAUUGGCUUGGGGCGCAAAGGAAGAUCCUACUUGUUGAUCCUUCUGCGGUUGAAUCAGCUUGCCAUGGAGACGAUCGAUGGCUCGAUCUUCUACAACCUACACAAGAACGACUCCUAGACGAUCUUUUCAGAAAACCUGGGGCAACAGAAGGGGAUAUAGUUGAUAUUACCACCAUAAUGUUCUUUAUAUAAUAAUGUGUUGCGACGUAGUUAGUCUGGUGCAUAACUUGUUCUUUUCAAAGGCAGUGGCUUGGAUUUGAGUAUUUUCAGAAUGGUGUGUUAUAAUGUAGUUAAUCUGGUGAAGAAGUUUGGUUUGAUUGUUGCUGUACACUCAAAGAAGUGUAGAAUCACAAUAUCACAUCAAGCAUGGCAAACUGAAGAAUGGCUAUGAUC